AUGGUUGUUAGGCGUUCAAUUUUCGACGAUCACAGGCUCUUUGUAGGAAACCUCGUUGAUUCGGUGACAACACAAGAUCUAGAUUCGUUGUUUUCAAAGUACGGGAAAGUGACUAAUGUUUGGGUUGCCAGAAACCCGCCAGGAUUUGGAUUUGUUGUAUGUUAUAAUCUAUUUCACCUUUCUCAGACUUUUGAUGACCCCAGGGAUGCUAAAGAUGCCCUCAUUGAACUCAAUGGAAAAGACUUACAUGGCAACUCGUAUCCCACUACCUACCACUAUAUUGUUAUUAGCGUAGAAGUAGAAGCAGAUCGCAUAGUCGUGAGAGAAGAAUCCGUUCGAGAAGUCCAAGUUACAGAAAAGUUCGAUCCAGAAGUUAAAUCAAAGAAUUUGAUUAAAAUCACUUACAACUCCUCACACCACUUAUUCUCUUCUCUAAUCUAA
Messenger RNA from Theileria annulata, 441 nucleotides. Its product is annotated as RNA-binding protein, putative. Gene Ontology annotation, molecular function: mRNA binding. Bases 1 to 441 code for a protein of 146 amino acids. The transcript has 3 exons. Lineage: Eukaryota; Apicomplexa; Aconoidasida; Piroplasmida; Theileriidae. The record is from RefSeq and is a predicted model, not a curated record. Gene Ontology annotation, cellular component: nucleus; ribonucleoprotein complex; cytoplasm.